AUGAGUGCACAGAACGAUGUUUCCCGAGGCCUUCAAUGCGCUAUCGAUGCCAUCGAUGCAGCCAACAACGACUUGCGCGGUCUGAACAAAAGUAUUCAUGAGCAUCCGGAGACAGCUUAUCAAGAGUUCUUUGCUGUGGACACAAUUUCUUCUUUCCUUCAAGACAAGGGUUUCAAGGUCAACAAGGGUACUUACGACCUAGAAACCUCCUUCACAGCGGAAGUCGGCUCCGGCGAUCCCCUGGUCAUCAUCUGUGUCGAAUAUGAUGCGCUUCCCAACAUCGGUCAUGCUUGUGGCCAUAAUUUGAUCAUGACAUCCUCGAUCGCUGCAUUCCUCGGGGCCGUGAAAGCCUUGCAGACCUGCGGUUUUCCUGGACGGAUACGCCUCCUGGGCACCCCUGCUGAGGAAGGAGGUGGAGGUAAAGCGAAGCUGAUAGAGGCCGGAGCCUUCAAAGAGGGCGUUGCGGCUGCUAUCAUGGCCCAUCCUUUUGCAGGUCAUCAGUUCAAGUCUGAAUAUACUGGCCUUGCAGGGUUGAAAUUGAUUGCGUCGCACAAAUUCCGCGUCGAAUUUCGAGGUAAGGCUGCACAUGCCGCUGGAGAACCUUGGAACGGCCUGAAUGCCUUGGACGCGGCCGUCGCUGCCUAUAAUGGCGUGUCCAUGCUACGUCAACAGAUGAAACCCGACGAACGAGUUCACGGAGUCAUUGAAGACGGCGGUACCGUGCCCAAUGUGAUAACGGCGUAUACGAGGAUGAACUGGUACGUUCGAGGUCCUACAGUGAAACGCGCAGAUGUUCUCCUGGAGAGGGUACAGAAUUGCUGCAAAGCAGCUGCUCUUGCCGCUGGAUGUGAGGUCAAUUUCCUACCCUCUCCAACCUACAAAGACCUAAGGGUGAACUUGCCGUUGUGCCAACAGUAUGCAGAUGACAUGGAUCGUCUUGGUGAGAAAAUCCUUGUCAAGUAUGAUGAAUCAUACACAGCCUCGACUGAUAUGGGAAACGUCUCAUACGAAGUCCCAAGUUUCCAUGGAGCCUUUCCGAUACCUACUAAACCGGGUGUUUCCCAACAUCAUCCCCAAUUUGCGGCACAUGCUGGAACGGAUGAAGCCCACAAAGCCGCUAUUAAAUGUGGAAAGGGUCUGGCAAUGCUAGCCAUCCGUGUUUUGACAGACCCAAAAUUGGUGCAAGAAGCAAGAAAAGAUUUUGAGCUGAUGCCCCAAGAGUAA
Molecule: messenger RNA, 1224 nt
Organism: Exophiala oligosperma
Lineage: Eukaryota; Fungi; Ascomycota; Eurotiomycetes; Chaetothyriales; Herpotrichiellaceae
Exons: 3
Coding region: 1-1224 (407 amino acids)
Molecular function (GO): dipeptidase activity
Source: RefSeq, a predicted model, not a curated record